UGAUGGGAGCAAAUGGACAAGACUUUGCACUGAUUGGCUGCCCCUGUGCGGCCUCGGAAGCUCCUGCACACGAACGUAGAUGAUUAAAGUAGAGUAGUCAAUAUCACGUUGUGACGAAAAAGCUUCCGAGUUCUUAAAAUUCUGACCAGUUAAAUGGGUUAGACUACAGUGAAGGAAUUUAUGUGUGCAUAUGAAAGAGAAGAGUGUGCCAAUCGAGUUCUAGCGUUACGGAAGAGGAAGGAAAACUUUUCUUUCUCCACUUUCUCCGCGCUACGUAUAAUUUUGUGAAUUUCCAUCAUGUCAGGCUGCAGCAAAGACCGUGCUAAUUAAGGGGCCUGCUCGCCACUCUCUUCCCAAAUCGGCGCUCACUCGCAGCACAGACGCGCCUUCUCCGACUAGCAAAGCCUGCAACGAAAAAUCUCAAGUUAACUCGGGAGCGCGCGACUCUACAUCCUUCCCUCGGUCUAUACGUAUCAGAGGAACUCCCUCCCUCUCCCCCGCCGUUCUUCGAAGCCUUCGUAGCAAUUGGCCAGUCGGGCCGGUGGAGGCGGGCACCGAAAACAAAUUACGACGGCGGGGCCUUGGUUGUGUUGGGAAGGCGGGCUUCGGGCUGAUUGGCGAGCCGGAAGGCUCGAGGGGAGGACGCGAUUGGUCAGGAGCACGAAAGGUGGGCGGGGGCAAAUCGAGGUAAUUUUAACGACUGCUUCCUGGAAUUUUGCUUGCAUUCUGGAAGAAAUAGGCUAUUGAAUAAGCCUAGGAGACAUCUUUAUAUUUUAAAAAUAAAAGUGUCAUCGCCUUGACUGCUGCAGGACAGUUUAGAAGCUUGAACCUUGUAUCUGGGGGGUUGAGCCCCACACAUGCUGAUGAAAACAGAGCUUUGGGAGAGAAAAGAAGACUGCUUUCUGUAGCCGUGUGAGAAUCACUGCAAUGGCAGCUGCAGUUGCCACCAAGACCGCUUGGAAGCUGCAGGAAAUCACUGCUCACAGCAGCAAUGUUUCUUCACUUGUGUUGGGCAAAAGCUCAGGUCGGCUCCUUGCAACUGGUGGAGAUGAUUGUCGAGUUAAUAUCUGGUCAAUUAACAAGCCGAACUGCAUUAUGAGUCUAACGGGUCACACCACACCCGUGGAGAGUGUGAAGAUUAAUACGAAUGAAGAGCUGAUUGUUGCGGGGUCCCAGUCAGGCUCCAUUCGGAUCUGGGAUCUGGAAGCUGCCAAAAUUCUCCGUACAUUAAUGGGCCACAAAGCAAAUAUCUGCAGCCUAGACUUCCAUCCUUUUGGAGGCUUUGUAGCUUCAGGAUCCAUGGACACCAACAUUAAGCUUUGGGACGUGAGAAGAAAGGGCUGCGUCUUCAGGUACAAGGGCCAUACUCAAGCAGUCCGCUGUCUCCGAUUCAGCCCUGAUGGCAAAUGGCUGGCGUCGUCUGCAGAUGAUCACACAGUGAAGUUGUGGGACCUGGCUGCUGGGAAGAUCAUGUUCGAGUUCACAGGACACACAGGGCCUGUCAACGUUGUAGAAUUCCAUCCCAAUGAAUACCUGUUGGCCUCUGGUAGCUCUGACAGAACAGUCAGGUUCUGGGACUUGGAGAAGUUCCAGGUGGUGAGCUGCAUUGAAGAGGAGGCCACUCCUGUCAGGUGUGUGAUGUUUAACCCUGAUGGCUGCUGCUUGUAUGCUGGCUGCCACGAUACCCUGAGAGUGUAUGGCUGGGAGCCUGAGCGCUGUUUUGAUGUGGUCUUGGUGAAUUGGGGCAAGGUGGCUGAUUUGUCUAUCUGUAACAAUCAACUGAUUGGUGUUUCUUUCACACAAAGCACAGUCUCUUCCUUUGUGGUGGACCUCAGCCGAGUCACAAAAUGUGGGCCUGGCACCCGUGGACUGAUUCGGGAUGACAAGCCUCUCACUCAGCCCUUGCCUGCGGGCUCUUCCCUUCGACGCAUCUAUGACAGGCCAACGACAACAUGCAGCAAACCCCAAAGAAUGAAACACAACUCAGAGAGCGAGAGGCGCAGUCCAAGCAGUGAGGACGACAGGGAAGAUAAGGAAUCCACAGCGGAGAUCCAGAACCCAGAAGACUACAAUGAGAUCUUCCAGCCAAAGAAUCCCAUAACUCGAACUCCACCCAACAAGAGCGAACCUUUUCCUGCACCUCCAGAGGAUGAGCCCAUGGUUGCCAAAGAAGCCUCAAGGCUCAGUCAAGUGGCAGAUAUUCCGACUCCGUUGCCAAGCCAAGAGAAUCAGCCUGACCCAAUUCAGAGGUCGCCAAUAGCAUCCUCGACCCCCAAGACCAAGGUUGAGCCAUCUGUGAUCCCUGCAGCCAGGAAUGAGCCUAUCGGGCUGAAGGCCUCUGACUUUUUGCCAGCUGUGAACAACCAAAACCUGACGGAGAUUGUGGAUGAAGAGGCCAUGUCCCAAAUCCGGAAGGGACAUGAGACCAUGUGCGUGGUGCUUACCAGCCGCCACAAGAACCUGGACACCGUGAGGGCCGUGUGGAGCACUGGAGACAUCAAGACAUCUGUGGACUCUGCAGUGGCCAUCAACGACCUCUCCGUUAUGGUGGACCUUCUGAACAUCGUCAACCAGAAGGCGUCUCUUUGGAAGCUGGAUCUGUGCACAGUCAUCUUGCCUCAGAUAGAGAAACUUCUGCAAAGCAAAUAUGAAAGUUACGUCCAGACAGGCUGCACUUCUCUGAAGUUGAUCCUGCAGAGGUUUCUGCCCCUGAUCACAGACAUCCUUGCUGCACCGCCAUCCGUGGGGGUGGACAUCAGCAGAGAAGAGAGGCUUCACAAAUGCCGCCUGUGCUACAAGCAGCUGAAAAACAUCAGCAACAUCAUCAAGAACAAAUCUGGACUCAGUGGCCGCCACGGCAGUGCCUUCCGUGAGCUGCACCUCCUGAUGGCUGUCCUUGAGUGAUGCAGUGGUGCCCUUCAUCCAUCCACACAUACCGCCCGAGGCUCGUCUUCCCUCCAUGGCCUCUCACUCCAGCCACGUUGGGUAGUUUUGUUUGGUGUCCAUCUCUCCACAGUCCUCCAGGAGGUAAGGGAGGGGGGCUGAUGGGUUGGGUGCUCCAUGUUCAGUGCCUUACAGGCUACAUUGCAAACCAGACUGUCCUGCUGUGGCACAGCCCCCCGCCUUUCUGUGUACAUAGCUGCCUUGGGCAGGGGCGGGGGGCAGCAAAUGGGAAUGCUGUGUUAGAAUCCAACCAUGGACCGCAUCUCUAGACCCUGGCAACCAGCAGUGUUUGGGACCAACUUUCCAGUCUCACUGUGGUGGGGCUUGAGGCAGGAGUGGGUGGGGCUGGACCACUUGCGUGUGCAACUUAGUCUCUUGGGCUGGAGAGUUGAGCCCCCCCACUGCUGCCCCCUCUUGUUUUGUUCCAUGGCGGAAAGGCUCGAUACUGAGGAAUGGCCUGCUCUUUCCCCUUCAUCUCUUGUUAAUACGCUGCAGUCUGCUAUUCAUAAACUGAUAAGUUAUGAUUAAUUUCAUUAAAACGUUUGUAACUUUAUUUUGAAAAACGGUAGUUUUGUGUCUUUCCCCUUCCAUGGCUCAUAAUUUUGUUAAGGUUACAGAUUCAUAUUCUAACUCCCACAAAAUGAAAGUCUUAAAAUGCUUUACUUUAUAUAUUAUGCCCUUUUGUUCUUUAAAAUGAAAGUGACCUUUGGCCCCUAAAGUAACCUAGGAAAAAGCAGAGAGGAAGGGGGGUAGCUCCAGCUCUGUUCACCCCAGCAGCCCACAGACAUACCCAGAGGUUUUUCUCCUGGUUUGUGGAGCCAAGUACAGUGGGGGUGAAUGCCCUCUGGUGUUGGAUGUCCGCUAAUGACCAAGUUAACUCCAAUUUGUAAACUAAAUCCACCCCAGAGGGAAAUUUCAGGCACUUGUGUCAAAAGGAAAAUGUUAUAGCUGUUUAUGAUAGCAAAUGGGAGGAAACAGCUUUGUUAAAAAUGAUCUGAAUCUGAAUUAAGUUGCAGCAGAUUGACUCAGAACAGAUUGGGCUGAUGAGCAAAGCAACAGAUACAUAUCCAAAUUGAAUCUUUUGGCUCAUGAACACCCUUAGUAAAUGCCAGUUUACAAUUUGCCAUUUUAGUCUGAUCUCCUUGAACGCUACUUCAUUUGUGUGUUUCGUCUUUUUAAUUUUAUACGCCUGAUGGCAUGACUGCAUUUCAUUUAAUUUUAUAAAGUGCUUGGCACUAGCACUGUAUUGAAUUGUUGAGUGCUGUGAGCUUACGUUUGAAGAAAGUUUAUUAUUUGAAAGUGAGAAAACUAGGGAUACUCAAGGAUUCUGAUGUAUAUAUUCCAGAGUGAAUUCAUCUAGUACACAUCAUGGGUGGAAUCCAUGGAGGUCCAAGGUGUUCCCCCCCCCCUUUUUUAAGAAAGGCAGACCAUAGAUCACCUCAUAACACUUAAAUUUGCAGAGAAAUGCAUACUUUGGACUUCAAAAAACAAAACAAAACACAAUGAGAGAAAACAGAAGGAACACAGGCAAAAGUGAUGAGGACUUAAAAUAAACAGAUAUAUCCUUAAAUACAAUAAUAAAAACAAAUAGGAGCAAAUAAGUAAUUCUGUAUGUUACAGGGACAAUGAUCCCUUCUGCAGAGUUCAUUAGAGGAUUUCUAAUCACCUGGAGUAUGGGGGAGGAAAGAUGAAAUUCAGAGGAAAUGCCUUUAGUCCCUGUCAAUACAUGGCUUUCUCAUAGCUGCUCUGGCCUAGCCAACUACUCAAUGUGUGAAGUGAGUACUAGUGUUGCAGGUUAAGCUCUGCCCUAGUCCAGCUGAAUUUUGCUUCCACUAUUGCUUUCCUGUUACAAGGAAGACUGCUGAGUUGUUUGUUUUAUAAAAAGUAGAAACACAUGGUGCUUGGAAGCCACAUCUUGGUGCAAAGAGUUUAUUAAAUUAAAAAAUCAAUGCAGAGGGCCAAAAGGAUGGGAAUGGGUCUAGGACCUCCAUUCUCCCUUUAAAAACAUAGUAAAAUUCACCUCAUGUCAAAUAGGCAGAUGAAUUGUCUCCUGAAGUCCAGUUGCAUCCAAGCCCAAGUCCAUCCAUUGCCAGCAACGGAUGAGGUACAACAGGGGGCUGGCAUGUCACCUUCUCUCAGGAUGGCAGUGUGUCUGAUGGAGAGACCCUUCGCAAUUCAAGGGCUGGCAGAUGGCACCACCCUUUUUGCUGUGGCUUCUCUUUCUUUGUGUCUCCUAAAUCAGUGUCCAUUAGCCUCUGAGGUGGGCAGGAAAUGAGUAGUCUCUUUAAAAAGUAUUCAUGGUUUCUGAAACUCCUUUUAAAAAAGCAUGUUCCUCAAAUCAGCUGCAUCACACAGGGAUUGGCCUCAGUUUCCCUAAAAAACAAACACCACAAGGGAAAAGAUUAGGGCACUUUGCUUUCUAUUCCUGCAUCCACAGUGAGUGCCAACAUCUCUCUGCUACAUGCAUAACAGGUCACCCAUGAGUGGCAGCUGGCCAAGCUCCAGCCAAAACCUCUGUGCAUAAUGUCAUGCUAAUUAAGUUUAAACUAAUAUAAUGCUGUUUGAAAAUCUAUACAUUAAAAAAUCCAAAACUAAAAGAAUUUACAAAUUGUGUUCUAUAAUCUAAUGGCAAAUGAUCCUUCAAGUUAUGGUUACUGCAUUGGUGAUUCUUGCACAGGAAAAGUUUCAGAAUAUGGAGCACUUUCUUAAAGCAACAGAAAGGAGAAGCUGGUCAGGGGUAGGGCAGAAAGCCAUCUCUGUUGACAGAUUUGGAGAUCUGAUUUGAGAUGUGAAGCAGAAAAGGAAUCUAUGAAGGAGCAGGCAGUUAUGCAGGCACUUUAAGUACAGUAUACGAUUAGAUCAAAGAAGAGUUAUCAUACAAUGCCCACAGGCUCCAUCCCUUGAAUGCACCUCCAUGGUUACAAGCAAUCAAACCAUGCUUUAAGAAGUAAAAGAUGGAAACUUAAGUUCUCAAGGUUCAGCGCCACUUUCCAGAUUCUGCAGAUGUGAAAAUGCCAUUAACUACAAGCCCUGACCCCAAGAAAACAGGAGAUGUUGUGCCCAUUCCCUGCCUCCCUGGCCAAAGCAGAGCCCUUCACCUUGCUAAGCAGCUUAAUCUCCAGCACCCAGCACCUGUCCACACUCACCUGGAGGCAGACAGAGCUUCUCUUAAUUCCAGGCUGAAAUCAAAUGGGACAACAGGUUUGUUUUGCAUCCCCACACUUAUAAAUUAAGAGAAAAGCAGCCGGGUGUGUACUGCAUUAAUGAACAAUUAGCUUCUUGGUGCUGGGUGACACCAUCAUGUCUUGAUGAGUUUACUCACAGCAUCUGGCUGUCCACCAUGGCUGCUGGAACCUUUGAUUUGAUCCAACAAGAGCAAUUCUAAUCCUUGAACUUUCUAGAAAAGUUUGUGAACAUGGAGUGUGCCUGACAAAUGAUGGAUUUGAGGUUGGAGGCAAAAGUACUAUCUCUGUUCUAAUUGUAAAUGAGGAUAGCUGAUCUCAAAGCAAAGGUGCAUGGAGAUGAAUGUUGUCUAGAGGGCUCCCUACACUGUGUUUCUUCUGGAAUACACGACGUUCUAUGCACCCAUCCCUCCCCUCCCAUUGUGACCUGAUUUGCACUGGGAAGAGCAGAAAGCCACUACUCAUGAACAUGAGCAGCCAGAAGAUUUUCUAAGCACCCGGCAUCCAUCCUGGCCAAAUCAAUCCCACUCUCUACUGCCACCCCUACCUACAGUAUAUACCGAAUGGAGGGGUGGCUGGACCAGGAAGGUUGUCUGAUCUGCUUCCUUGAGGGACGUCUCAAUGCCUAUUUGUGUGUCUGACAUCAUAUGGUAGAUGAGACGUCAGCCUCCUGUCUACUGCACCCUUCCUGAUACCUCUAUCAUGCUUCUCCUUCCUUCCUCCUACCCUUGGAUGAUUACACAGCAGCAGUGAGGAGAGGGCUUGCUCUGCUGCAGGCCUCAUCUUCAAAAUAGUUUUGAAAUAGUUAGGCAAAUGCACACGCAGAGACACUCUGAGUGACCAGAGGCCCCAGUUGUGGAAUUCGGCUCAACUCUACAUGAAAACCCAGAGAGCAUCACUGUGUCUCAGAAUCUCUGGGAGAGCCAGAGUGCCCUGAGGUGCAAAAGGAAGAGCCAGCUUCUAUGCAAGUCUUACCUGACGUCUGGAGUCUUGCCCGGAGUGAACUCGCUCGCCGAGUCCGAGGAGAAGACUGACUUCGGAUGCAGGGCUGUGCUGUGACUGAUGAUGAGUCUGCCUAGAAGAAGAAGAGCCACAGGAGUUUGCAACAUUUUAUGUUAACUUUGUGGAGGUUUGUGGUGUGUGGGUGUGUGAUUUUAGCACUAUGUACAGCAAACAUCAAACUUCCAAAAUAGAAGUUGUAAAACACCGAAAUUGGAAUUUCCAUAGUAGUAACAUACACAAUAACUGAAUUUGAUGUUAAGCCAAUAUAACCAGGGCCCACCCAAUACAUUUUGGCACCUGAGGUAGACCCCAAAUGGCACCAGGGAAGAAGGGGCAAGGGAAGAUCUACGUCAGGAACAAGGGGGUAAGGAAGAUCACUGGGAUUUGCCCCUGUGGAUCCUACUGCCUGAUGCGGUUACUUCACCUUGCCUCAUGGGUGGGCCAGCCCUCAAUAUAACAUAAAAAGUCGUAAGAGAAUACAACAAACUUACCAAACUAAAAGUAAAGGUAAAGGGACCCCUGACCAUUAGGUCCAGUCGUGACCGACUCUGGGGUUGCGGCGCUCAUCUCGCAUUAUUGGCCGAGGGAGCCGGCGUACAGCUUCCAGGUCAUGUGGCCAGCAUGACAAAGCCGCUUCUGGCGAAGCAGAGCAGCACAUGGAAACACCGUUUACCUUCCCACUGUAGUGGUACCUAUUUAUCUACUUGCACUUUGAUGUGCUUUCGAACUGCUAGGUUGGCAGGAGCUGGGACCGAGCAACAGGAGCUCACCCCGUCACAGGGAUUUGAACCGCCAACCUUCUGAUUAGCAAGCCCUAGCUAGGAUCUGUGGUUUUGGCUGAUUUCCCCUCAGAUCUAUUUCUUGUUUACCUAAGAAAUCAGAAAUCUGAAGUGGAAAAGGCCUUGUGGGUUAGUCUUUAUACUAGAUCACCCAACCACCACCUGUCUGGUGUCCAAAUUAUACCAAAAGCACUUCCAUGUGGGCAAAGUAUGAAGCAAGAAUAAGCCCAAAGAUGCACUCCUGCAUAAGAAAGCAGGAUGAAACCAAUGAGGGCUAGUUACCUCUAAGUGCUCCUGACUUGUCCAGGAGCCCAAUUCUGUCCUCCGAGAGCCACAGCCCAGUUCAACAGAGCGAACCCUCUCAGCAAACUUGAGGGAACAGAGUGUCUCACUUGUAUUCUUCUCCACAGGAGAGACCUGACCAGGGAGGGAAAAGGUAGCAUUCAUGAUUAUCCGCAUCUGAAGCUGAAAGAACUGAGGGGGAAGUGUUAAGCUCCUGCUGAUGCCUCCCACUUAUAUAUCUGCUGUUUGUCCCCUUUCCCCAAAGGUGCAUGAGAUGGAAAGCAGGGAGAGAAACAGAGGGAGUCUUGCUGCCCUUUGCAAUUUUGGGCUAUGCUGGGUUUUUCUUUCUUGCUUAAAUAAGGGUGGGGGUGGGGGAUGCUCCAGAGCUGGGAUUACACAGCCAAGCACAUAAAAAACUUUUUUUAAAAUAUCCAAACAGUGCAGGCAGGGGACUUACACCAGUUGUUACAAGCACAACUGCACAUGGCAGUCAAAACAGGAAUGGCCUUUUUGCUAAAGUGUUAUUCUGGAUAAUACACUCUGUGUAGAUUGCUAACAAGAAAGAAUUUUAUUUGGGGUGGGGGCUGGAAAUAGUUAUUUGUUCUAUUGUUACUUGAUGUAUUGCAUUUGUCAAUCUUUUGCAAUAACCGUUACUGACUUUGAAAUAACAAGCAUAUGGACUGCUGAGUAUGUUUUUAUUAUUCUGUAUCUAGAUAUUAUUGAAAAUAAAAAUAUAGCAAAAGAAAACACCCAGGAAUGGCAAAGUUCUCAAGGAAAAUAGGCACAUCACACUGCACCAAAUACACUGAAUAUGCAAUUAUGUGUCACUUGAAAGCCUCCCCCCCCAUUAUAGCUCUUAUGGAAGCACCCACCUGGACCAUCAUGAGGGUCUUGCUGUCACCACUGAGAGAGUCUUGAAGCAGGUAGGUCAGCUUGGAGUUGCGGAAUGGCACAUGGCCCUGGCGGGAACGCAGGGCAUAGAUCACAUCUCCUAAAGCUGAGAGCGAUUUGUUGAUGUACUGGGCCUCACGCAGCCUGCUCCCCUCUGCACCAGACCUCCCCACACGCUCAGAUCCUGCCAGAUCGACCAAAUUCAGCUUCCCUAGGAGGAAAGAAGUCAGGCACACUUGAACUGCAAUCCUGAGCAUAAGCAUACAUACUUGCUAAUAAAUAUGUUUAGGACUGAGCUAUUAGUAUUCAACAAGACUUUGGGUCUCAGCAAACAAUAGCCAGAGCCACUGAUGAUCAAGCACCCUUCUAAGUUCACCAAGAAACCAAAGAGCUUGGCUGUAUGUAGAAACUGGUGAUCGAGAACCCAAGGGUUCAGCUACUGGUUCGUCCACAAUGGUGGCAAACACAAUGCAAAGGAACAACCCCUGGCUACCAGGCAAAGUGAUGCUCAAUAAUGUUUCUUACAAUUUAUUCUGCUCAAUUAAACCUGGUGGCUUACUGCAUGGACCUCUCCUGGAUUUUGUCUCAAGUAUCAACUGGCCUGAGCUACAUUGUCAUUAUCAUCUACAAAACUCAUUGACAUUCCUCAGUGAUCUGUUUCCUACAUGAUUCACUUAUGACCCAGGUUAGGAGACCAUGUUUCCUUCAUGGUUGACAACAAUUAGGAGGAAAUUCCUACCAACCUGUGGUUCGUAUCCCUGUACUGUAAUCAAUUCCCCUCACUGUGAUAAUCAGGAGGGCAUGAGAUCGGGAGCUGUGCUCGUUCAAGUAGGUGCUUUCAGUCACUCGGUUGAUAUGACCAAAUUCAAAGACCUAGAAUAAGUGCACAGAGAGAGAGAGACUGUCAAGCCACACCUGCCUUCAGCAGCCAGUUCUCACAUAGGCCUCCCUCUCUGACCAUCAUCCCAGGCACUUGGCACCCAUUCAGAGGGCAGCAGGUUGCCUGAGCAGCAGAGUGCCUUUGCAGAAAUUCCCUGGCACCACAUGGUCAGUGGAAGUCCUUAAGAUUUGCUACACAUGAAAACAGCUGAAAACUCAAAGCCCAAGAAACAGGAAAAAAGAUGCAGGCUGCACAGUAAACUCAGCACAGUGCAACAUGCACAAUACUGCCCAUAUCACAUUUUUAUAUAAUCAUAUAAAUCAAAGCAAUUUCUAGUA
Messenger RNA from Zootoca vivipara (common lizard), 10297 nucleotides. RefSeq names its product katanin regulatory subunit B1 (gene KATNB1). NCBI's taxonomy places the organism in Eukaryota, Metazoa, Chordata, Lepidosauria, Squamata, Lacertidae. Gene Ontology annotation, molecular function: microtubule binding. Gene Ontology annotation, biological process: microtubule depolymerization; microtubule severing. The record is from RefSeq and is a predicted model, not a curated record. Gene Ontology annotation, cellular component: katanin complex.